Fopius arisanus is the source of this 1488-nucleotide messenger RNA. Its product is annotated as potassium/sodium hyperpolarization-activated cyclic nucleotide-gated channel 1-like. Bases 1 to 1488 code for a protein of 495 amino acids. NCBI's taxonomy places the organism in Eukaryota, Metazoa, Arthropoda, Insecta, Hymenoptera, Braconidae. Gene Ontology annotation, molecular function: voltage-gated potassium channel activity. The transcript is spliced from 3 exons. Gene Ontology annotation, cellular component: HCN channel complex; membrane. The record is from RefSeq and is a predicted model, not a curated record. Gene Ontology annotation, biological process: sodium ion transmembrane transport; regulation of membrane depolarization; potassium ion transmembrane transport.
AUGGCUUCACCCCGGAAUCCGCGAGCUGUCCGCUACCUAAGAAACCAGAGUGCCAUAAUCUACGAGUGCCGACGGCACACGCACGACAACAAAUCGAUCAUCCACCCCUUCAGUAUCUUCCGGUACUGGUGGGACUUCCUAAUGCUGCUGAACCUCGUCGGGAGUCUCCUUUCCAUUCCCCACCAGGCGUCGUUCGAUAUGUCUAGGUCCCUGACCCCAUCCUGGACGCUCAUAAAAAAUUUAUCCCUCACCAUUGACUGCAUCGACAUUCUCCUCAAUUUUUCCACAGGAUACUUCGCCUGGACUCGAAGAACAGUGGAGAUGCGGCCCAAGAUGAUCGCCAAAAAGUACGUGCUAACAGGGACAUUCAUUCCAGAUUUCCUAGGCUCGCUACCAACGGACCUGUUCUUCAUCCCGACGUGGAACUCGUGGAUAGUCGCCCGUGAGUUAUCCAGCCUAAUCCACAUCUUCCGGAUAUUCUCAACGAGAACGUACCUGAAGAGAGUGGCAGAGGCAUACGACGUGCCCCCAAGUCUCUCCAGCAUCUUCACCUUCAUUCCACUGUUCCUGAUCAGCAUCCACUGGCUGGCAUGUAUCAGUUGGAUCAUCCCAGUCGCUUGUAUAUCGUUGACAGCGAUUGAGCACCCAGACGAGUCAUCGUCUUCCUGGAUAUUCACCCACGGGCUUUGGAACACGGAUGACCAGGUGAAGUACACAUCUUCCUUGAUGCGAGCAGUGACGAUUCUGACGAGAUCAGGAUUCUUGUCGAAAGAGCCAUUAGCUGAUGAGGACCAGUACAUCGCUAUGAUAAUCCAAAUCCUGGGAACUGUCACCCUGUGUUACGUCGUCAGCCAGGUGAUGCUGAUGUUCAAGGGUGGAAACAGCUCGAAGCUCAAGUACCAAGCGACAGUUGCUCAGUUGAAACAGUACAUGCAUCACAAGCAGCUCGAGAAGAACGUGCAGAAGCGCUUCCUUACGUACUACAAGUUUCGAUAUCAGCAGCACUUCUUCCGUGAAUCUGAGAUCCUCAAUACCCUCUCGUCGCAGGUUAAACUCGAAAUAGGUAUGUAUUUGUGCAGAAAGUUGGUGGAGAACGUGACUUUCUUCAAUAAUUUGCCUGUUUCGCUGCUGACGCGAAUCGUUGCGCAGCUGAAGUCUGAGAUAUUUCUGACGAAUGAUGUGAUUGUCAGAGCUGGACAGAUUGGUGAUUGCAUGUAUUUCAUAGCAACUGGUACAGUUGCUAUUUACACAGAUUCUGGCAGGGAGAUAUGUCAUCUCGAGGAUGGAGCGCAUUUCGGUGAAAUAGCAUUAGUCAUGGCUGAUGAGAGACGAGUGGCUAAUGUCAUUGCCGUGGAAACAUGCGAGUUGUAUAGACUCGAGAGAGCAGACUUCAUCAAGACAAUUCAUCCGUAUCCAAUGCUCUGGGACAGGAUAAAGAAAAUAGCGAUGGAGAGACACGAGAAGACAAUGAUACUGGAUACACAUUGA